This is a messenger RNA of Betta splendens (Siamese fighting fish), 2239 nucleotides long. It is a transcript of the gene gdf2, whose product is annotated as growth differentiation factor 2. Gene Ontology annotation, cellular component: extracellular region. Lineage: Eukaryota; Metazoa; Chordata; Actinopteri; Anabantiformes; Osphronemidae. Gene Ontology annotation, molecular function: cytokine activity; growth factor activity. Gene Ontology annotation, biological process: SMAD protein signal transduction; BMP signaling pathway. The record is from RefSeq and is a predicted model, not a curated record.
UGCCGGUGGACUCGGUUGUAGCCUUUAAUCGUCCGUGGCAGAUCCUAAAGCCACGAAAGCCUGUUUUUAUGAAACCUGGUGCUGAGCGACUGCGCGAGAGGCAGAAAUUCCAAGAUAGGCCGGACGCGGGCCAACGUCCCCAGACACACUGGCUUGUGAUGUCUACUCGGGCCUCACAGGAACACAGGGUGGUGGUAAAGGCUGUUUCCAUCAUAAAACAGGAAGUCACCUUCCGUCAGGUUCAUUGUCAUCUGACGUCUCCUCACCAUCGGACAAACAGUGGCGUCAGCUUCGAGGUCUCCAGCAAUAAACUAUACAGUAACUAUUGAAAUCUGCUUUUUGAGAGGAUUAUUAAUAAACAGUUGCUUGUCCAUUUUAGAUUCUGGGUUCUGGGAGGUACGGUUCUUGUUUAUGCCCUGGCCUUUUCACUUUUACCCUCUCGCUGGGAAAAGGGAAGAAGAGUCUCCAACUCUCUCCUUGUUAGUAACCUUGCAGUUCGCAGCGUCUCGCUCAUUAUCGCUGUCAAGUGUUUACAGUGUCUUCAUUAGCAGGCGGCCGUCCAACGAUAACAGAGCUUAAAAGAAGGCCCACAUGACGGUGAUAAGCACAGACAAGCUCCUAUUUUAGUUGACACGAGUCUCCCUGUUUACUCUGGGAGCAUGGGAGCGGACACCAGGACAGUGGUCCUUGCAUGGGGGGAUCUGCAGUUUCCAAUUUUGUCGCUGAAGAAGGAGAAGGUAAAGUCGGUGCCAGCUCAGUGGGUCAGAAUCGCGUCCAUUUCGAAAUGCGGGACUUUUCCAGGACCUUUGUGCUCCGGCUGUGCUUCGCGCUGGGGCUUUGGGUCGGCUCCUGCACCUCUAAACCUCUGAGCAACGACAUCAACGAGGCCCCGCCGGAGGGAUUCCUGCCUCAGCUGUCAGAGGAGGGCUUUCUGGAGGAGGGAGACCCAGAGUCUUGGAUGGAAAGGGUCCUGGGGACCAUGAAGGAGGGCUUUUUGAGGAAACUCAACCUGUCGGAUGUCCCCCAGGAGCACAGCAAGAUCUACCCUCCCCAGUUCAUGAUGGAGCUCUACAACAAGUACGCGUCGGACAGCGCGGCCAUCCCUCAGUCUGAUGUCAUACGAAGUUUCACUGUGCAAGAAAUCACUCUCUCUGUAACCAAUGGCACAAAGUCAAGGUACAGGCUGCAGUUCAACGUCAGCAUCCCCAGCCAUGAGAAGAUCACCACCGCUGAGCUACAGUUCUUCUUCUCGCCAGAUGCCGGGUCAAAGGUCACCUCCGCCACGUCCAAGGCCACCGUGAAUGUCUACGAAGUAGUCGACGGCGAUUCGGCACCGACGAUCCAGCUGCUGGUGGGCAAAGAGGUGACGGGUUCCCAGAGCCGGUGGGAGAUGUUUGACGUGACCGCAGCCGUUCAGAGCCGGGUCCAGUCGGAGCGUAAAGCCAGCGUUUUUGACGUGGUGGUGGACGGGAAGGAGUGUGAGGCUGCCGAUGCGUGUUCAAACAUGAGCCUCACGGUUGGAGACAACACUUCAGCAGCUUUGAUUGUCUUCUCGGACGACCUCGGCAGCAAGAGGAGGGAGACGAAGGAGGAGCUGAGGGAGAUGAUCGUCCACGAGGAAGAAUCAGUGUUACAGGCGGUCACUGAUUGGAACCGAGCGGGGCAGCGUUCAAACAGCAUCGACGUGCAGCAUCCGCGGAGGAGGAGACGGAAGGCGGAGAGGGAGUACUGCCGCAGGGCGUCGCUCAAGGUCAACUUCAAGGAGAUCGGCUGGGACAGCUGGAUCGUGGCGCCGCCGGAGUACGACGCCUUCGAGUGUCGGGGCUUCUGUUACCACCCGCUGACGGACGAGUCCACGCCCUCCAAGCACGCGCUGAUUCAGACGCUCAUCAACAUCAGGGACCCCAAGAAGGCAAACAUGGCGUGCUGCGUGCCCAUUAAGCUGGACCCCAUCACCAUCAUGUACCAGGAGAACGGGCGCCUCACUAUACGGUACCUGUACGAGGAGAUGAAGGUGGCGGAGUGCGGGUGCAGGUAGCCGGAUGGUGGCGGAGGUUUGGUGGCGCGAAAUGAAAACUAAGACUGCGUAUUUAAGUAUUGGGGCCUUUUAAUAAAUACGGCUUUUGACAAAUUAACUGCUGCUUCUUCGUGUGUUGUCCGGUGUCUGUGCUUCAACUGGUCCUACAGGAGUUUACUGUGUCGACAACCUCAUUAUGAAAAACACAGGAAGUCAAUGUCA